AGCCUGCACCGGCCACGGCCUAGCAUGCUCCCCGUGUAACCUUAGCUGAGCACUCGUCUGGUGCUACCUCCGUAACCGAAGGCGUGACAUUACCAGAGCAGCUCCCAGAGGGAGCGAGGGAAUGGAACUUGGCCCUUAAAAUCCAGCUGAAGGAAGGAGGGGCCGACGCCUACAUAGAGGGAGUUCCAUAAAGGCCUCCCUGUGGUACAGUCCCCAAAGGCAGUGCUGGGCUGGUAGCUGCGGAGCCCUCCAAGGCAGAGCUGUUAGAAAGAAGCUGUCCAAGAAUCAGGCCGAAGUAUGUAUCAGCUCCUGCCUUGGGAGCGUGUUUGAACUUUAGGCACUGUCAGCCUUCGGCAAGAGUUUAAUCAUUAUCGACUUCCCCAGCCUCAGCCAGCCCUCGGGGGCUCAGAUUUCUUUUGAAGGUAGCUGGAAUUUCGUAACGCAGCUGCCCAAGAGCGGGUGCCCUCGGAGGACUGUCAUGGUUUCCAGUCAGAGGAGGUGUCCUUCCAGUGGAGCGACAGGAGCAGUGGUGACUGGUGUCUGCGUUGUGGCGGUGAUUUCUACCUGCAUCGCUCUGGCUGUGUGUCUGACCGUUAACAGGAACCCCCCGCAAGACUCUGCACCCAAACCAGCCUUUGAGACAGACGGAGACCUGUUAGAAUAUCUGCUAAAUCUGGGGAGCAUUGACAGGAAGGAUGGAUUGCUGGUCACCUGGUAUCAUUCUGCAAACAAAAAGAGCGAGCUGGCAGCUGCCUUGAAGAGUGAUGCUAUGGUCCUGGAAGCAGAUGUCAACAUAGAAGGACACAACACCCUUAAUGAGACCGACAAGCCCAUCAUGGCCCACCCCCCUGCUAUUUACAGUGACAACUCGUUUCAGGAAUGGCUGGAUGUCGUCCUUAACUCAUCUAGCAGAGGUGUCAAGCUGGAUUUCAAAAGCAUCAAGGCAGUUAGCCCAUCGCUGGAUAUUUUACUAAAGAAAUCCUCAGAAGUGCAGCUCAAUAGACCUCUGUGGUUAAAUGCAGAUAUUCUAAUGGGUCCCAAUGUCCCCAUAAACACUGCAGUUAACGCAAGUUUAUUCCUCUCACUCAUCCAGGAGAAGUACCCAAACUGCACUCUCUCUCUAGGGUGGACGACCCUCUACUCAUUCCUGUUCCCCAACAAAACCUACACUCAGAAAAUGAUUCAUGAGAUGCACAGCAUCACGGGGACGCUGCCCCAAAGAGUCACCUUCCCUAUCAGGGCCGUCAUGGUGAGAUUGGCUUGGCCUCAUUUCAGCUGGCUGCUGGCUCAGUCUGAUCGGUAUAGCCUGACUCUGUGGCAGGGGAAGACGGAUCCCGUCAGAGUGGAAGAUCUCCUGUUCAUCCGGGAUAAUAGCCGUGCUGAACAAAUCUAUUAUGACAUUUAUGAUCCUGUUCUGGCUCACUUCAAGGAAGCAGCGUUGAACUCAACAAGAAAGAGACUCUACUAUCCUGGAGGCAACUUGCUAGAUUACUUUCACCCAGCAGACUCUGAUGAACUACAGAUAGAGUGGUAUGGGAUGGAUCACCAUGAGAACAGGCUGGAAACACUGUCAAUUCUUAAAGAUAAGAGGGGCAUGAUUGCCCUGGACAUUGCAUUACAGAAUAGCACCACUGGAAAGCUCAUUCCUGUUGCACUGGCUCCAUCAGCAGGCCUCCCCCUGGAACAGUGUCUACUUACCGUAUCCAGACAUCUCAAUCCUUGGGGCAUAUACCUGAACAUAACAGAACCCAGAGCACUUCGCCCUACGCUGGAGCGCCUUAGAAAGCUAUAUGCCCAGAAUCUCUUAUGGAGCCCCAUCUGGAUAAGCAUGGCGCUCUCCUUUGGAAGCUUUGAGGCACCAGGAUACAUGCAAGGUGAAGAAUUCCUAACAGCCAUCAACAGCAUUUUCCCAUACGUUACCGUAGCCCCUGGCUGGCCCAGGGAAGCGAUAACUGCUGGUUACACUGACCCAUUGAUAGCCGAUAUGCUCACACUCUGUAAGGAUCUCUGGCAGCAAGUGUCAUUUCAGCUGGAGGCUGUGCCCCUGAGUAGAUCAUGGCUGGCGACUACAAAGCUGUUGGAGAUUUCACCCAGCUACACCAUCACUGUGCAACACAGUUACUCCGCGGGUAGCUACUGCGAUGGUUUCCCAGGACUCCGGUCUAUCCGAACACACACACAGAAGCGGGUCUAUUAUAAGAUACCGAGACAAUGCAGAAAUGCUUUGAUGGCGGAUGUCUUAACUUCUUAGAACUUCCCUGA
Mauremys reevesii (Reeves's turtle) is the source of this 2262-nucleotide messenger RNA. RefSeq names its product family with sequence similarity 151 member A (gene FAM151A). NCBI's taxonomy places the organism in Eukaryota, Metazoa, Chordata, Testudines, Geoemydidae. Bases 479 to 2251 code for a protein of 590 amino acids. The transcript has 8 exons. The record is from RefSeq and is a predicted model, not a curated record.